Exophiala dermatitidis NIH/UT8656 is the source of this 945-nucleotide messenger RNA. RefSeq names its product MC family mitochondrial carrier protein. The record is from RefSeq and is a predicted model, not a curated record. Gene Ontology annotation, biological process: pyrimidine nucleotide import into mitochondrion. The coding region runs from base 1 to 945 and encodes 314 amino acids. Gene Ontology annotation, molecular function: pyrimidine nucleotide transmembrane transporter activity. Gene Ontology annotation, cellular component: mitochondrion. The transcript has a single exon. NCBI's taxonomy places the organism in Eukaryota, Fungi, Ascomycota, Eurotiomycetes, Chaetothyriales, Herpotrichiellaceae.
AUGACCGCUGCCGCCUUAACCUCACCCCUUGACGUUCUAAAGACACGACUCCAAUCAGAUUUCUACCAAGCACAAUUAAAAGAGCUUCACUCCAAACACCCACUGCCGCAAAAGACCACACUUCUCUCUCUACCUCGUUCGGCAUAUUUCCACCUGGCCGAAACUGUACAAAUUUUACGAUCGAUAUACCAGCACGAAGGGUUCCGGGCGCUUUUCCGCGGGUUGGGUGCAAACCUGGUGGGCGUAGUUCCCGCCCGAAGCAUUAAUUUUUACGUCUACGGCAACGGAAAGAGGAUUCUCAACGACUACUUCAACCCCGAAGGACGGGAAAAUGUCUGGAGCAUUCAUCUUGCCGCGGCAGCCACGGCGGGUAUCGUGACGGGGACGGCGACGAAUCCAAUCUGGUUGGUCAAGACGAGAUUACAACUGGACAAGAACAAUGCGAGCCAUGAUCCCACCCGUGGUCGGCAGUACAAGAACAGCUGGGACUGUAUCAAGCAGACGGUUCGACACGAGGGCAUUAGGGGUCUGUACCGCGGCUUGACCGCCUCAUACCUAGGCGUCACCGAGUCUACCCUGCAAUGGGUCAUGUACGAACGGAUGAAGCUGGCCCUGGCAAGACGUGAGGCCAAACGAUUAGCCACCCCAGGAUACCAGCAGACCUGGGUCGACAAUACAGAAGAAUGGGCCGGCAAAUUUACCGCCGCUGCAGGCGCCAAACUGGUCGCCGCAGUCAUUACCUACCCCCACGAAGUCGUGAGGACACGCUUACGACAGGCACCGACGAUGAUCACCGAAGACGGUAAAGUCACCGUCAAGUACACCGGUCUGAUUCAGUGUUUCAAAACCGUGGCCAAGGAGGAGGGUCUGGCUGGCCUUUAUGGUGGCAUGACGCCGCAUUUGCUGAGAGUGGUACCCAGCGCGGCCAUCAUGUUUGGAAUGUAA